This is a messenger RNA of Dermochelys coriacea (leatherback sea turtle), 2242 nucleotides long. It is a transcript of the gene ACTMAP, whose product is annotated as chromosome 23 C19orf54 homolog. NCBI's taxonomy places the organism in Eukaryota, Metazoa, Chordata, Testudines, Dermochelyidae. The coding region runs from base 722 to 1375 and encodes 217 amino acids. The transcript has 6 exons. The record is from RefSeq and is a predicted model, not a curated record.
AUCAGACUCACCCAGCCGCGGCCGGCGCCAUUUUAGGAGGGGCAGGAGCGGCACGCGAAGCGGGCGGGGCCCGGAGACCACCCCAGCGGCGCCCCUGGCCCCAUGACCUCCGACCCCGCCAGGCCCCGCGCCACGACCCCUCGGUGACCCCUGACCCCUCACCCAUGCCCCAGUGACCUCGGUUCUAGUCUGCGCCCUUUGACCUCCUGCUGCCCCCCCUGGAGCCAGGGUGGGAAUGGCCCACAGGGGGGGGCUGCCCCCGCCCCCUCCCCCCCCGCCCCCGCCCCCCCCACGGGCUCCCCAGGGCCAAGUUCUUCCAGGCGGCCCCGGCGCCCCGCAGCGGAGACGGGAUCCGGGAGCUGCUGAGCCGCAGGAAACCCAGCGCCAACUGGGUUCAGGACCUUGGGCCACUUCCUGUCCCAUAGUAGGGCAUUGCCACCUGGCCAUCAGAGAGCAGCCGCAUCCCAGCCCAGAGGUAGCCGCAGUCCCAGCAGCAGCUGAAGUCAGUUCUCCCAAAGCGCUCUGGGAGGAGACGAGAUCGUCUCAUUAAUUAUGCAGAGAAGAACGUGCUGGCGAGCGGGCGCUGGACGGCGAAUGGCCAGUGAGUGUUUCUUUGGUUCUGUCUUCCAGCUUUAGCGGGCAUUUCAAGUGGCUCCUCUACAACAGGGCGGUGCCUUCCUUAAUCCAAGAGGGGCCUCAGUGCGGGCUGGUGGCGCUGUGGAUGGCAGGCUCCCUCCUCAGUCUGUCCCAGGACGUCUCCCUGGAGAGGAUUCUGCAGGUGGCAUUGGAGAGAGGUUACACCGCCCAAGGAGAAAUGUUCUCAGCGGCUGACAUGGCCCAGCUGGCCGAGGAGGUGUUCCAGUGCCGGGCCGAGCUGCUCUCGGGAGGUCUGGAGGGAGAGAACCGGGGCAGGAUCCUUCGCCAUCUGACCGCUGGCUGCCCCCUGCUACUGCCCUACGACGAGGACUCCAACCACGAGCCCUGCAGGAGACGCGGCUACAAAGCCCACUGGGCCGUCGUCUCAGGACUUCUGCUGGGGCUCCAGGGCGGCGCCCUCAGCCCCGCCUGCCAGGAGGACGAGCAGAUCUCCGGCCUCUUCCACCCCGGCCCGGCCUGCCCCCCGCCCGCCCCGGAAGACGUGCUGGAGAUCUACCUGCUCUCCAAGCAGGGCAAGAGCUGGCGCCCCCAGCUGUGGAACUACCGGCAGGCACAUGAGAGCAACGCCCAGCUGAUGGACUUCUGCCCCAAGCGGGCGGGCGACGGCAAGGUCUACGUGGUGCCCGCAGGCGGCGUCAGGGCGGGGCUCUGCGGCAAGUCAGUGCUGCUUUACCCCAGGACCACGCAGCCAGGGCCACCCCCUGCUGCCGAGUGCUAGGAGACACUGGAGCACUGGGUGGAGGAGACGGCACAGUGCCCGCCUGCUGCAAGCUCCCUGCAUCCCUUGGACCCGCCCAUCCUACGAGGGACAGCAGGGCCUAGUGGGUGGAGCACUGAUCUGGGACUCAGGGGGCCUGGCUCUGCCACGCUUCCCCUCUCCGUGCCUCAGUUUCCCCUCCGCUAAAUGGGGCUGAUGAUCCUGCCCUCCUUUGCACAGCAGUGCAUGAGGAGGGGCAGGGUGUAUAAUACUCAGAUCCACCGAGGAGAGAGCCGCUGGGGUUAAAGUGCUGGGUGUGGCCCCGGCCCCUUUUCCCUGAGCCGCAGGAAGCGCUGAUGCCCGCUGGGCUGUGGCUGUGGGGGAAGAGCAGCUAUUUCAGGCCCUCUCCAGAGGACCUGCUGCUCUUCCCCCCAGUGACGCUUUUCAGAAUGUCCCAGAUUUCUGGUUUGGGGCCACGGCGCCAGGAAACGGCAGGUACUUGUGGCUGGCUCUGAAAAUAACUCAAUGCUUCCUGUCUGCCACCCGCCACUGUUAGCUCUUGAGAGCAGGGACUGGCUCUCAGUCGGGGCUAGUGCAGCGCCUGGCCCGACGGGCCCUGAUCUCGGCCUGGGUCUGGGCAGCGCCCGGCCCGACGGGGCCCUGAUCUCGGCCGGGGUCUGGGCAGCGCCCGGCCCGACGGGGCCCUGAUCUCGGCCGGGGUCUGGGCAGCGCCCGGCCCGACGGGGCCCUGAUCUCGGCCGGGGUCUGGGCAGCGCCCGGCCCGACGGGGCCCUGAUCUCUAGAGCUGCUGUCAUACACCUAACUUGGGAACUUUGAACCACGCCCAGCAAACCUGCAUUAAAGACAAAGGCUGUUUGGUUUCCACCA